Staurois parvus is the source of this 344-nucleotide messenger RNA. NCBI's taxonomy places the organism in Eukaryota, Metazoa, Chordata, Amphibia, Anura, Ranidae. The record is from the annotation of a GenBank genome assembly.
CAGCGGCCUUUUACCACAUGAUCAGCCGUGUCCAAAAUCACCGGUAAAUGCAGUUGCCGGCUAUUGGCUGCACUUUCCUCACGCUGUCACAUUGUUAGGAAAGUACUGCUGAUAACUGGCAAUUGGCACUGUAGAUCAGUGCCCUGAUGAUCGGUGCCCAGCAGUGCCACCCACCUGUGCCGAUCAGUGCCUAGUAGUGCCACCCACCUAUGCCCCGCGGUGCCACCCACCAGUGCCCAGCAGUGCCCCCAUCAGUGCCACCCAUCAGUGCUGCCCAGCAGUGCCAUCCAUCAGUGCUGCCAGUUAGUGCCCAUCAGUGCCGCCAGUCAGUGCCUGCUAUCAGU